Branchiostoma floridae (Florida lancelet) is the source of this 1178-nucleotide messenger RNA. Its product is annotated as vacuolar protein sorting-associated protein 29. The record is from RefSeq and is a predicted model, not a curated record. Gene Ontology annotation, cellular component: endosome; retromer complex. NCBI's taxonomy places the organism in Eukaryota, Metazoa, Chordata, Leptocardii, Amphioxiformes, Branchiostomatidae. The coding region runs from base 55 to 636 and encodes 193 amino acids. Gene Ontology annotation, biological process: intracellular protein transport; retrograde transport, endosome to Golgi. The transcript has 5 exons.
AAUUCUGACCAAUAGAAAUCGAGGUUUUAUAAAAUAUUGCACUUUGACCUCCGCAUGCGUGUAAGCGUAUCGAGAACAGAUCCUGCCAAAAUGUUGGUUCUUGUACUAGGAGACUUACACAUUCCUUACCGGUCCAAUGGAAUGCCGGCCAAGUUUAAGAAACUGCUGGUCCCAGGAAAGAUCCAACACAUCCUCUGUACGGGCAACCUCUGCACAAAGGAGUCCUUCGACUACCUGAAAACAUUGGCCAGUGAUGUCCAUGUUGUUAAAGGGGACUUUGAUGAGAACCUAAGUUAUCCGGAACAGAAGGUCGUCACAGUUGGACAGUUCAAGAUAGGACUUUGCCAUGGGCAUCAGGUUGUUCCGUGGGGUGACAUUGAGAGUUUAGCCAUGGUACAGAGACAGCUGGAUGUGGACAUCUUGAUAUCUGGACACACCCACAAGUUUGAGGCUUUUGAACAUGAAAACAAGUUUUACAUCAACCCAGGAACAGCAACAGGAGCAUACAAUGCACUAGACAGUGGUGUAACACCAUCGUUUGUACUGAUGGACAUCCAGGCCACCACAGUGGUGACGUACGUGUACCAGCUGAUUGGGGACGAUGUAAAGGUGGAGCGUAUCGAGUACAAGAAGUAGCACCUCUCCUAGCACACUUUUCCUGUCUUUCUCACCCUCUUCGUAUUUGUAUAAUUGUAAAGAAUGUAUCCUCAGUAAGUACCUGUGUUGUCAAUCAUUUAAUGGAUUGUCCAAUCAAUUGAUGAUUACAGGGAUGUGAUUGAACACACAGUUUUAUUGGCUAGAUUAAUCUUGACCCAUCUAAAGUUAUGAUGGACAGGGCAUGACAAGCCUGGCAUCAAUGUAUUAUUGAAUUCAUAUGUUAUAUAUUGUCUGUGAUCCUGACUGUGAAGGAAAUAACUGAUAUGGUUAGUUCAAGUUUAGCACACUGAGACAUAUUCCAUUUUUGGCGACGCCUCAGGGGUGGAUGUCAUAUUAGCAGCUCAUAGGAUUUUUUUCAGGGCUAAGUGGCAAACAAAGCAUUUUGUUAAAGUUACCACAGUGACUGUACUUUUUCGAGGUACUAUAGAAAGCUAAAACGUUCUGUACUUUGAAUAGGUAAUCAGUUUUUCAUUGUAAUCUCCUUAAGUGAUAUUGUGUGUAGUCUGCACAGUAUUCAUAUA